Oldenlandia corymbosa var. corymbosa is the source of this 2400-nucleotide messenger RNA. The record is from the annotation of a GenBank genome assembly. NCBI's taxonomy places the organism in Eukaryota, Viridiplantae, Streptophyta, Magnoliopsida, Gentianales, Rubiaceae.
AUGCAAAAGAACAAUGAGAUUUACACAGCUUAUGCAAGGCAAGAACCUCGUAAUUUGCCUUCUUGUAGUGCAAGUGGGGAUCAUUCAGCUGAAUUUCUCGCUAAAAUUCAAGGUUUUUCAUCACUAAAAAGGAGUUUCAAGGAAAAGCCCUUAGUUGGGGUUGCCAUGAAGGGGAUCCAGAAGCUCCUCGGAAGUUCUCGAGCACUUUGGUCACCAAUUCACUGGAGACCACACCAUCAAGUCUACCAUGGUGAAGGCAUAACUUCAAAACUAGGUGUCUUGAAAAGGUUGGUGAAGAAGCUCACCAAGAAGGAAGAUGUGGGAGCUGAUGCAGACAACAAUGGAGAAGAGUGGAUGGAUAUCUAUAAGAAUGAGAAUCCGAAGCCUGGUUUUGAAUCCUUUGAAAUGGCUGCAUUGUCAACACAUGGUACACGCGAUCUCUGGGAAGUGGUGGCUGAGAUACGUGAUGAGUUUGUAGUUGCUACUGAAUAUGGGAAAGAGGUUGUGCUGAUGCUUGAGGUUGGAAAGCUGCCAUAUAGAUAUAGUUUUCUUAAAGGAUUACUCUUAAGGCUUCUAAAAUCAUCAUCCGGCAUUGAGUCGCCUUAUAACCUUUCAUCCACAUUGGAGAAGUUGUAUGUGUGGGAAAAAAAUUUUUACAAGGCGGUGAAGGCAGAAGAGAAACUUCGGAUUAUUAACAAAAAGCAGUGCGAACAACUCACUCAUUUGGAUAAGAAUGGUGCUGAACCCAACAAAAUUGAUGCCAUGCGUGCUUCCAUUCGAAACUCAGAUACCAAGUUAAAAUUUUGCUUCAAAACAAUUACUGUUAUAACAAUCAGGAUAGACAAGUUAGGAGAUGAUGAGGAGCUUCAACCACAAGUUGCUGGCCUAAUUCACGGGCUCAUUACAAUGUGGAAGUCGAUGCUUGGCUGUCACCAGAAACAUUUCCGAGCUAUCAUGGAAAGUGAAAUUAGAAUGUUGAAGGCAGACACCGGUUUCCAAAAAGACUCUAACUCAAGGGCUUCUCGGAAACUUGAGGCGGAACUUAGGGCAUGUGAUCCCAAUUGUACUACUUCAAAACUUUUUAAUUCCUUGCAAAAACCCAAUUCCCUAUCAUCUUUGUUAAUGUUUCAUUAUCAAAAAAAAUUAAUAGAAUUUCCAACGAAUGCAACUCAUAUUGUCUUCGGGCUUCAAGGCUCCGAAAAGACUUUUCAUUUUAGAAAAGCCUAUGUUGAAUCAUGGUGGAGACCAAAUAAAACAAGGGGUUAUGUUUAUCUUGACAAAAACCCUACCGGUGAUCUUCUUCCAUGGUCUACCAAAUCGCCCGCGUAUAGAAUCAAUGAUGAUUUGAGCAAACUGAUAGCCGAGAUCAGACCAAGAAGCACACUUAUGCCACGAAUGGUUCAUGGGAUUCUCGAGUUGUUCCGUGAAGAACACGAAGGAAUGAGAUGGUUAGUCAUGGGAGACGAUGAUACAAUGUUUUUCGUGGAUAAUUUGGUUGAUGUGCUUUCAAAAUAUGAUCAUAAGAAGUAUUAUUAUAUCGGAUAUCCAUCUGAAUUUGUUUUGUCAAACCAUUGGUUUAAUUUUAAUCAAGCAUUUGGUGGUGGUGGGAUUAUUCUUAGUUACCCAUUGGUGAAAGCAUUGGUUAAUGAUAUUGAUCGAUGCCUUAGAACUUAUUCAAAUCUUUCAGCUGAUUUGAUGACAAUGGCUUGUGUAGCUGAUAUUGGUGUGAAUUUAACUCCCCAUAAAGGUAUCCACCAGAAUGAUUUAAGAGGGGAUUACUCAGGUUUCCUGUCAUCCCAUCCCAAGGAACUUGUUCUAUCUCUUCACCAUUGGGAUGUCUUAGAUCCAAUCUUCCCUACCAUGAACCGCUACCAAUCAGCUCAACACCUCAUGAAGGCAGGAGACGUUGACCAAUCACGUCUUUUCCAACAAACAAUCUGCUACCACAGGCAAAUGAACUGGACAUUUUCUAUUUCAUGGGGUUAUUCAGCUCAUAUCUAUGAAAAAAUCCAAGCAAGAAGUUGGAUAAUGACACCAAUUGAAACAUUUCGUGGCUGGUCAGGAAAUAGGCAGCAACCAAAGUUCAUGUUUAACAUAAGGAGACCCUUUGGUGAUCCUUGUGAAGCCCCUCAUGUUUUUUUCUUUGAAUCCAUUGAGAAAAUGCCAAACAGCAAUGAUAUUCACACAGUUUAUGCGAGGCAAGUACCUCGUCAUUUGCCUUCUUGUAGUGCAAGUGGGAAUCAUUCAGCUGAAUUUGUUGCUAAAAUUCAUGUUUUCUCGUCACCAAAGAGGCGUUCUCAGGUUGAUCGAGCCGAAUGUUGUGACAUAGUUCGUGUAGAGGGGACUGGGAAAGCAGAAGUAAGGUUUAGAGAGUGCAAACUAGAUGAGAUCAUGGCUUAA